GUCGCCAUGGGAAUAUACCCAUUGUACUGAGCCGUUCCGGGUCGGUCCCGAAGCAGAAAAAGGUUUGGGUCGACACGUGUGUAAACGGCAUUAUACCCGCAUCGAAUGAAGCCUCCCGUGACUUCCCUCAGUAUGGCAAGCGACCAGAUUAUUUCGAAGCUGCUACGAGAAUAUGGAUUGCCCAGAAGUCAUGUCAUCGUCGCUGCUGGCACCCUGGUACCCCGGAUAUUUUGGGGCGGGGUGGGGCGAUCUCUUAAAGUCCGAGCGGGCUAGUCAGGCAAAAAGCAAACCAAACAGGGCAUACCAGCAGAAUGGCAAAAAAUGCCCAUCUCAUUAUUCCAGUAUGCGGCGUGCGAAAUUGGCUCAUGGGCCUCGGGCCUCCUACACGCAUACUUCGGGGCGCGAAAAAACAAGCCUCCGGGCCGGGCUGGCUGGCCUGGCGAGCAGAGGUGGGUCUGAGCAAGCACGAGAAGAGGCGGAAAUAAAACACAGAAGUCGCCCAGCGACAUGGCUGGAACGGAAGCAGAGAGAUCCCGGGGCCGGCGUGGCGCUAACCGGACACAAACACCAAAAAAAGGGCAAUAUUGAAAAGAGCCUCCGGCCCGCGAAGCGCAGGGCCAAAGGCUCCCCGGGCCAAUUUCAGCGCGAGGCCCCAUCGAGCCUGCCCUCACCAAACGAGCCUGCCCUCACCAAACAACAGAGCCCACCACAAGUCGCCAGAACACACCAAAUCAGACAGAACAGCAAACCUGACCUCUCAAAUAGGCCACGCAAACGGGCCACGCAAACGGAAUAAAUCCACGUGGCCCGCGCGGCCGCCCACUCAAUGCCCAAGCCACUAAACAAACCCCCUCCAAAGCCGUCCACGUCUCUUUUUUUGCCCCCCUUCGGUACC
This is a messenger RNA of Metschnikowia bicuspidata var. bicuspidata NRRL YB-4993, 895 nucleotides long. RefSeq lists its product as uncharacterized. Lineage: Eukaryota; Fungi; Ascomycota; Pichiomycetes; Serinales; Metschnikowiaceae. The transcript has a single exon. The record is from RefSeq and is a predicted model, not a curated record. The coding region runs from base 173 to 796 and encodes 207 amino acids.